UUGCACUUCCCGGGGACGUCGCCAGGGGUCGCCAGGCUCUUUGUUUUCCUUUCGGGCCCGGGGUCGAGGCCGGAGGCCCGCAGAGCGCAUGCUCUGGGCCAGUUCGCGGCCCGGCGGGCGAGAGGAGGAGUUCCUUGUCGCCGACCGGCACGGAGGACAGAAAGAUGCCACCCAAACGCAUAGCUAAGAAAAGGUCACCCCCAGAAGAUGCCCUCCCCAAAAGCAAGAAGGUGAAGAUCUCACAUAGGUCCCACAACACAGAGCCAGGCUUGGUGCUGACACUGGGCCAGGGCGACGUGGGCCAGCUGGGGCUGGGAGAGAACGUGAUGGAGAGGAAGAAGCCAGCCCUGGUGCCCAUUCCAGAGGACGUUGUGCAGGCCGAGGCUGGGGGCAUGCACACUGUGUGUCUAAGCAAAAGUGGCCAGGUCUAUUCCUUCGGCUGCAAUGACGACGGUGCCCUGGGAAGGGACACAUCGGUGGAGGGCUCAGAGAUGGUCCCUGGAAAAGUGGAGCUGCAAGAGAAGGUGAUACAGGUGUCAGCAGGAGACAGUCACACAGCAGCCCUUACCGAGGACGGCCGUGUCUUCCUCUGGGGUUCCUUCCGGGACAAUAACGGUAUUAUUGGGCUUUUGGAGCCCAUGAAGAAGAGCCUGGUGCCCGUGCAGGUGCAGCUGAGUACGCCUGUGGUGAAAGUGGCCUCAGGCAACGACCACUUGGUGAUGCUGACAGCUGAUGGCGACCUCUACACUUUGGGCUGCGGGGAGCAGGGCCAGCUGGGCCGUGUGCCUGCGUUAUUUGCAAAUCGCGGUGGCCGGCAGGGCCUUGAACGACUCCUGGUCCCCAAAUGUGUGAUUCUGAAAUCCAGGGGAAGUGGGGGUCAUGUGAGAUUCCAGGAUGCCUUCUGUGGUGCCUACUUCACCUUUGCCAUCUCUCGUGAAGGCCAUGUCUAUGGCUUUGGCCUCUCCAACUACCAUCAGCUUGGGACCUCAAGCACGGAAUCUUGCUUUGUACCCCAGAACCUGACGUCCUUCAAGAACUCCACCAAGUCUUGGGUAGGCUUCUCUGGAGGCCAGCACCAUACUGUCUGCAUGGAUUCAGAAGGAAAAGCAUACAGCCUGGGCCGGGCUGAGUAUGGGCGGCUGGGCCUUGGGGAGGGUGCUGAGGAGAAGAGCAUACCAACCCUCAUCUCCAGACUACCUGCUGUCUCCUCAGUGGCUUGUGGGGCCUCUGUGGGGUAUGCUGUGACCAAAGAUGGUCGUGUUUUUGCCUGGGGCAUGGGCACCAACUAUCAGCUGGGCACCGGGCAGGAAGAGGAUGCCUGGAGCCCGGUGGAGAUGACUGGCAAGCAACUGGAGAACCGAGUGGUCUUAUCUGUGUCCAGUGGGGGGCAGCAUACAGUCUUACUGGUCAAGGACAAGGAACAGAGCUGAUGAAGCCUCUGAGGGCCUGCCCAUCCUCCCUCCCAAAACAGGAAAGCCACGAGGACUACAGAUUCCAGCAGGCCUUCCCAAGCCCUGAGUACUCUGUCAUCUCCUGCCUUUUUCCCAUCAGCAGAACAGAAUCCUUUUCCUCUUUUUCUUCCUCCUUUCCGGAAUCAUCCUGGGGCCUGCAGGGUGAAAGGGGUCAGGGGCAACAACAUAAUUUAAGAGGGUAGGGGCUUUGCCUGAGGACCAUUGCUCAGCUCAGAGCUGUGUGAUUAUCCCUCUCUCAUCCACCACCCAUGGUCCUGGCUGGCCCUGGUUUUGCCUACCAAAAAACCAAAACUUCCUCCCCUGGGGAUUUGGUGCCUACACGGAGAAGUGGGGGCUCCAUCCAGCUCAGUACUGUAGUCAUGUGCCACUCUUCCUGUCCUUCACAGUCCCCAGACAAAGGGUAGUCAUCAGUCAGACCCAGCUGUUGUGGGCCGAUGCCUGAGGAACUGGAGAAGGGGCAAGGCUACUCAGCUGUGGCCACCCCAAGCCAAAUACUUGGCCCUGAACAGGUGUGCAUGGGCAAAACCAAAACAGUCCACUUACCAAGAAAGAAGCCGAUCUGCCUUUCUCCCAGAAGCACAAAGCAUUCUGCCUUGCAGGCGUUGCCUGCUUUUCCACCCUUGCAACCUGCUCAACUUCAAGGACCCCAGAUCUGGAAAGAAAGCUUUGCCUGCAGGGCAGGACACAGGGAAGUGGAGGGAUAUGGAGGGCUUUAUAAACAAAUUUAUAGCAAUAUUGAGCCUGAAAGGGGGGAGGACUGAGGGUGGGAGAGGCUGGUCCCCAGAAAGGGAAGUAGUAGCUUGUACAGUGGCUGAGGAAAUAGAAAACAGUUUGAUUUUCUUUUUUAAUGUAAGAAGAAGGGAGGGGAGAGUGGAAUCUUUUAACACUUUUAAUAAAUUUAGAGUUUUAUAAAACAGGCCACUUGUUUUCUACACACUCCCUGCUUUUUUAAGGGAGCACCUGCUGUGUUGGGAAGGGCAGAAUAAAGCCCUCCUGUGGACCUAGUCAAGGCUAGGGCAGUGAUGUCGGGAUGUCUCAGUUUGUGCCCAUAAGCUGUUGGUAGUGACUGCUCCAUGCAAUCAAAGAGAAAGAUUAGAUUGAUUUUCCCCCUAAUUAUUUAUGUAUCACAAAUCACCGGGUUUUAAAUUAUGCUGCAUAAUAUGAGUUACAUGGAAUGAAUCUUAAUACUCUAAGCCCAAACCAAGAGUGAUCACAGAACCUCUCUAGAAAUACUUAUUCUAAGCUUGCUGUUGUAUUAUUGUCAACAGCUGAUGUAAUUGAUUAAACACGAUUAAUUGCACAAUAGCUCUCCAGACAACUUACACAUAUUAAUGUAGGUUUCCUCACAGGCAUUUGAACAGCAAAACCAUUGAGCUGACCAAUAUGGUGCUCAUGAGCUACAUGUGACUUUUACAAUAAAUCAAAACAUGUAAAAUUUUGAGAUUGACUUCUGCAGUUCAUAUAGGUCUAUACAAUUAUAGAAAUAUAUAGAACUGCAGAAAGUUAUGCAAUGCUGAUAAUAGACUGUAUAUGUGUAACAAAGUUUUAUUAGCACCAGAAGGAUUUUUUGGGUGUUGGUGAUUUGAAGAAAUUAAUAUAAUGUAAAAAAUUGAAAUGUAUUCUGUGAUUUUUUUUCUAAACUUUUUUUUUCUUCAAGUACACAUUGAAGUGUAACACAUACAAGUGUUCAUCUUAACUUUUUUUUUUACAAAUGAACAUACCAUGUAACCAUCAUCCCAAUCAAGAAAUAAAAACAUUACUCAUAAGCAGACAUUACUAUCUUCAGAAUUACCACUCUGAUCAGUUUUUUUAGGAUAAUAUGGUUUUUACUGGUUUCUUUGGUGUUGUGUUGGUGAGAAUCUGCACUGUUGCAUAUAGCAUUGCUUUACUGCUGCUGUAGGGAGACACCAUAGCUUACAUAAUCUCCUAAUGUAAUUUGAAUUGGUUUCAGGUUGGAGCUAUUACAAAUCUGCUGUGCACAUUUUGAUACAUUAAUUUUAUGGUGACUGGGGUUGUGAGUUUAUUCUAGGUAUGUUUGCACAAAUGAAACUGCUGGGUCACAGACAAUGCUCAUGCUUUUAUUAGAUACUGUGCCAAAGUACUUCUACAUAAACCGUGAAUGUACAAGAUCUCUGGUUGAUCCAGAAUAUCAUCAACACUUGAGUUUGACUUUUUCAUUUUAGCCAAUCAUGUAAUUGUAGUUAUAUUUAAAUAGCUCUUAAUUGGCAUUUCCCUAAUAUAUAUGAACUUUUAGUUUUGAUGCAGUCACUAUAUUAAUUAGAAAUUGAUUUUUUGGAAAAAAUCAUGUAUUUGGUUUUAAUGUUUUCUUUGUAAAGAAACUCAUGUCUGCUCUCCUUCCCCCCAACAAAAAUUAAAAAUUCAUUUGGAUUAGAUAUUCUGGAGUGUCCCCUUUGAUUAUAAUAGCAUACUGAAAGUAUUCUAUACUUAAUAACAGCUCUUAGGGACUUAAAAUGGGCCAGUCAUUGUUCUGAAUAUUUUACAUGCAAUAAUAGCUUGUUUUAUCCUCAUGUCAUCCCUCAAAUUAGGGUUUGCUCUCCCUCAGGAAAACAGUUCUGGGAGUCAAGAAACUACCAACUAUAAAGACAAAGGUGGAAUCUAAAUCAGCCUCCACCUGAGCCCAGAAACUCCUUUUCCAUAUAUGCAUGUAAGUUAUGAAGCACAUAAUAAAUGCUCUUUUAAAUCUCUAUCAGGAAUAUUGCACAUUAUUCCCUGU
Molecule: messenger RNA, 4206 nt
Organism: Condylura cristata (star-nosed mole)
Lineage: Eukaryota; Metazoa; Chordata; Mammalia; Eulipotyphla; Talpidae
Gene: RCC1
Product: regulator of chromosome condensation 1
Exons: 10
Coding region: 165-1430 (421 amino acids)
Cellular component (GO): cytoplasm
Molecular function (GO): guanyl-nucleotide exchange factor activity
Source: RefSeq, a predicted model, not a curated record